AAAGUUCCCCAUAACAUCAGCCAUGACAGAGAAGAAGAAGAACCUUGCAAAGGAGGCAGCACUCCAGGGUGCCAAAGCUGCUGAAACGCGCAUUGCGGAGGAAGCGAAAAAGAAAUUCACCCGCAUCGACGCUUUCGAGGGCAUCUACCAGUUUCUCUCCCUGGAGAUCCCUUGCCCGGUCCUCUUCAAUGGAGUGCUGCACUACUCCGCCAAACACGCCCUCUUGGCAGCGCAAUUUCCCGAUGCGACGGAUUUGCUGCAGGCGCCUGGCAACGAUGAUCUGAGCGUUGCCUUGAAGGCGGUUGAAGGUGAAACCGAAGCAAAGGAUUGGAGUCAGACUCGCCUUAAGGCGAUGGAACGGAUCCAACGUGACAAGUUCCAGAGAUCGGAGGAAUACAGAAAGAAACUCAAAGAGACUGGGGACCGCGAUCUCGUGUGGGAAAACGACGCGGACACCUUCUGGGGUGCCACGAAGGGUCGUGGGCAGAACCACUUAGGACGAAUCUUGAUGGAUGUGCGCAGCAGCAUUCAGGAGGACACGGAUUUCCACUCCUGGCUCUUUCUCUGUUGCGACUUGGAGGGCGACAGCCUUCGGUGGCCUCCUGUGGAGCUCAUUGAGAGCAAGGACGAUGGAUCGGGUGAGACGCAGGUGCACAGGCUAAGUGGGAAGGAGUAUUACAAGCUGGGCAAGCUCCCAAGCAAUGCCGUCCCCGCCUUGCAUCCUUCCAUCAGCCGGGAGCAUGCCCUGAUUCUGCACACCAAGACUGAGGUAGCAAGGCCCACGGGUGGUGUGGCCAUUAUGGACUUGGGCUCCAAGUUCGGAACUCACCUGGAUGGCAGGAGACUUGCCAACGGCUUUGUCAUGGAACCCUUGAAGUCGGGAGUGAAGCUCAAGCUUGGGGCCUCCACAAGGAGCUAUGAGGUUCGGGUGAAUCUGAGAUCGCAGAUCGAAGAGCUUGAGCGGCAGCAAAGAGACUUGAUGCGCGAGGUCCAGAGUAUCGACCAGGACGCGGCGGAUCCGGUGCAAGCUGCCAAGCGCCUGGCCAAGGAAGAAGCCACCUGUUUUGUGGGCGGCUUGGAGUACGAUACAGAGAAGGCAGAUUUGUUGGGUCUCUUUCAGGACUGCGGCCACGUGGAGGAGGUCCGCUUUCCUGGACAACAAGAGGUCGGAGGGAAAGCCGUGAAGGGCAUCGCCUUCGUGGUCUUCGACUCCGCCAUGGCGGCGCGACGCGCCUGUGGCCUGUCGGGCGAGAUGUUCAAGGGACGGAAGCUGAAAGUGGCUCCAGCCGGCGAGCGGUCCAAAGGAAAGGGCGAUGGCAAAGGCAAAAGCAAAGAAGGCGAAAAUCGCGACGACGACGCCCGUGGCGGUUCCAGGCAGUUCCUCCGUGAUAUGUUGGAUGGAAAGUGGGAGCGUGGCGUGGCCCUCCCCUCGCUGUCCCCGGAGCGCCGUCGCGACGCGCCGCGCGACGCGCCGCGCGACGCGCCACGGCGCGAGGCGCCGCCGGCGCGGCGCCGCGAGGUGCCGCGGAGUGCGUCCGCAUCGCCGGUGAGGUCGCCCCUUCGGGAUCGUAGCCGCAGCCGGAGCGAGCCCGAACGGAAGCGGAAGGAAAAGCGGAAAGGAAAAGAGAAGCGAAAGGGUAAGAAACGCAAGAAGAGCUCCAGUAGUGACUCAAGUGACUCCGACAGUGGUCGGGCCUAGUGCUUGGGUGCUGCGCGCGUUACGCUUUACCCGCGGAGCAAAGA
Messenger RNA from Cladocopium goreaui, 1743 nucleotides. NCBI's taxonomy places the organism in Eukaryota, Dinophyceae, Suessiales, Symbiodiniaceae. The record is from the annotation of a GenBank genome assembly.